Capronia epimyces CBS 606.96 is the source of this 1695-nucleotide messenger RNA. RefSeq names its product pseudouridylate synthase. The transcript has a single exon. Gene Ontology annotation, molecular function: RNA binding; pseudouridine synthase activity. The record is from RefSeq and is a predicted model, not a curated record. Gene Ontology annotation, biological process: pseudouridine synthesis. The coding region runs from base 1 to 1695 and encodes 564 amino acids. Lineage: Eukaryota; Fungi; Ascomycota; Eurotiomycetes; Chaetothyriales; Herpotrichiellaceae.
AUGGCCUUGACGAUACCCGAAAUAAAGACUAAAUCUUUCUACGAUGACAGAAAACCACUCGAAGAACCUCCGUCGACCGUUGUGACCCCAUGCGAUCCGUGGCCUCGGCCGUAUUACAUCGAGAACGGUCUACGGCGGGUCUCGCCCUACCAUUUCACAUACAACACGUUUUGCAAGCAGCGAUGGCGCGGACGGGAGAUUCUGGACAUUUUCGCAUCCGAAUUUCGAGACCGGACCCGCGAGUACUACAGAAACGCCAUCGAAACCGGACAAAUUGCGCUUAAUGGGCAACCAUGUACAGAUAUUCAUACCAUUGUGAAGAACGGGGAUGUCAUCUCGCAUACCCUACACAGACAUGAACCUCCGGUCACCGCACAACCGAUUCGAGUCAUCCACGAGACAGACGAGAUGAUUGUGAUUGACAAACCUGCUGGUGUGCCUGUUCACCCCGCCGGUCGAUACAACUACAACUCGGUUGUCGAGAUUAUGAAAUCAGAAAGGCACUUUGCCUUUAAGCCUCUACCUUGCAACCGGCUCGAUCGUCUGACAAGUGGGGUCAUGUUCAUCGGGAAAACAAGCAGGGAGGCGGAGGUGAUCAGUGAAAAGCUACGUGGGCGGACGGUUCGCAAAGAAUAUGUUGCAAGAGUCAAGGGCAGAUUCCCAGACGGAGUGGGCUGGGCGGGUGACUCGAUGCGCGGUGGUAUCAUCAAAUGUGAAGAGAGUAUUCUCCAAAUCAGUCCGAUCGUUGGCCUCAAUCGAGCUAGAGCAAGUGGAAAAUCUGCCAAAACGCUAUUCCGGCGGGUAGCAUAUUAUCCUCACCGGCCUCAAAUCUUGUCAAAUACUGGCGAUGGGCAGGGCUCGAAGAGCGCAUCUUCCGUCGACAAAGUCGCUCAACCGGGGCCCGCAAUCUCUGGUAGCGAAGAUGAAGGCUACAGUAUUGUUCAUUGCCUGCCUUUGACGGGCCGUACACAUCAAAUUCGAGUACAUCUCCAAUUCCUCGGCCAUCCCAUCACGAACGACCCCAUCUAUAGCAACAGAGCUGUCUUCGGGCCGGGCCUGGCACGGAAUGAAGCAACGGGUGAGAAUGACGAGGAGAUCAUUGCGAGGCUGAAAAAAAUAGGGAAGACCGAGGUGUCAGAUUCAGUCUCGUACGAACAGGAGCGGCUGGCGAAGCUCGUGAAGCAGACGCAACAGAUGACCGUUUCGGAUGCAGCCAGAUUAGAUGAACCAUCGUCCGUCGUCUCACAGGCCGAUCCAAACUUCAAACCAUUGCCAGCCGGUACUCUACACGCCGGAUCACUGGCAGGGUCUGGCGAGAACCCCAUGUACGAUGAUCCGCAAUACGGUGCAUUCGUGAAAGCCCAUGAUGAGAUGGUAGCCGACUACAAUAAACGAAAAGGAGAGAAAAUGACGGGGGAAAGAUGUCCAGUGUGCGACACGCCAUUGUACUCAGAUCCCGGACCGCACGAACUGGGAAUAUACCUCCAUGCACUAUCCUACGCAGAUGUAGCUGGAAGCUGGAGUUAUCGCAGUCCUGCGCCGCAAUGGGCCCUUCCCCCGAAGGGGAUGGAUGGCCCCCGGGAGAUCGGUAGCUGGGAGUAUGGUGGUGAUGAAGUGCUGGACAUUGGCGAUGAGAAAGAGGAGGAGAAGUUGAAGAAUCGCAUGGGGGCGAAGAAGAACAAAGAAGAUGAUUGA